AUCCCGUGUUGCCAGUAGUCUGCAGAGACAGCUUGUCUUCAUCAUGCUCUCCUUCGUCUUGUCUCGGAGUUUCUGUCAGGUUGUCGCAGAAGUAAACCGCAGGUCUUAUCCGACCCUCGGUUCCGUCAUCCGGACGUUUUCUACGUCGAGUCCUGCACGCGGAGAAGCCUCUGACAACGCGUCUGUGGUGACCUACUCACAGCUGAAGACCAUGCUGUCCACUAGAGACAUCCAGCUGUUCGACGUGAGAAGUCCUGACGAGUACCAGGCUGGACGCAUCGCAGAUUCAGUGAACAUCCCGCUGGGUAUCCUGGAGGAGUCUCUGAUGCUGUCCCCGGAGCACUUUGAGCAGAAAUUUGAAGUGAGGGCUCCUGGGAAAGAUGAUGACAAUAUUGUGUUGUACUGCAGAAGUGGCAACAGGAGUAACACAGCGCUGAACAUCGCCCGUCAGCUGGGGUUUAUGAGGGUGAGACAUUAUAAAGGAGGGUUCAGUGAGUGGGCAGAGCAAGAAGGAAAAUGAUCAACUUAAGUGAAAGAAGACGAAGAAACAGCUGAAGGAAAUCUACGGAAUUUAGAUAAGAGAUUGCACAUGUCUUGCUUGUGAGCAAAAUUGACUUACAGAUUAUAUCAUUGAGUCUGUUAAUAAGUUACAAUCAGGAUACUUUGAUCCUUUCUUACACAUUUUACUCAAAUUUACUGUUUGCUCCACACUUUUUGGCUCGUUACAUUUGACCUUUGAUUU
Molecule: messenger RNA, 742 nt
Organism: Labrus bergylta (ballan wrasse)
Lineage: Eukaryota; Metazoa; Chordata; Actinopteri; Labriformes; Labridae
Product: thiosulfate:glutathione sulfurtransferase
Source: RefSeq, a predicted model, not a curated record